Molecule: messenger RNA, 3109 nt
Organism: Dunckerocampus dactyliophorus (ringed pipefish)
Lineage: Eukaryota; Metazoa; Chordata; Actinopteri; Syngnathiformes; Syngnathidae
Gene: acadvl
Product: acyl-CoA dehydrogenase very long chain
Exons: 21
Coding region: 139-2109 (656 amino acids)
Molecular function (GO): very-long-chain fatty acyl-CoA dehydrogenase activity; fatty-acyl-CoA binding; flavin adenine dinucleotide binding
Source: RefSeq, a predicted model, not a curated record
ACUACAGAUCCCAUGAAGCAUCGCGGCAUCCGGGUAACCCAGCUGUGGGGCGGAGGGAAAAAAACUCAUUUUAUGGAAGGUCCAUUUCUGCUCGUACAUAAGGACGUUUAAUAUAGCCCACACGCUCACGGGGAAAUCAUGCUGCUUCUAAAAGUGGGACAGUCUUCUGCACUUUGUGGUGCCAUUCUGAGGAACACACCCGGUCUGAAAGGGGCUCAAUUUCAGACUGUUGUUGCUGUGAAAAACACACGUCUUUAUGCAAGUCAAGCAGCACAGGCAGUGUUGGAGAAGCCGGCAGCAAUCGGGACUGAUUCUGCCAGUGUUGUGGACAAGAAGACUGCUGCAGCUGAGUCCAAAUCUUUUGCUGUCAACAUUUUCAAAGGGCAGAUUGCCACAUCUCAAGUGUUUCCCUUCCCUUCAGUCUUGAAUGAAGAGCAGGAGCAGUUUCUCCGGGAGCUCGUUGGACCUGUCUGCAAAUUCUUUGAGGAGGUGAAUGAUUCGGCCAAGAAUGACGCAUUGGAGAAAGUGGAGGACCACACCAUGCAGGGCCUGAAAGAGAUGGGCGCCUUUGGCCUGCAGGUGCCGGCUGACCUGGGUGGGCUCGGCCUCACCAACACUCAGUAUGCCCGCCUAGUGGAGAUCGUCGGCACUCACGAUCUUGGUGUUGGCAUCACGCUUGGUGCCCACCAGUCUAUCGGCUUCAAGGGCAUUCUGCUUUUUGGGAACGCAGCACAGAAGGAGAAAUACCUGCCUAAACUUGCAUCCGGUGAGCACAUUGCUGCCUUUUGCCUGACUGAGCCAGCCAGUGGCUCUGACGCUGCCUCCAUCAAAACCACAGCUGUCCAGUCCCCCUGCGGACAGUACUUCACUCUAAAUGGUAGCAAGAUCUGGAUCAGCAAUGGGGGUCUGGCCGAAAUCUUCACAGUUUUUGCCAAGACGCCAAUAAAGGAUCCGAAGACUGGACAGAUGAAGGACAAGAUCACAGCUUUUGUUGUGGAGAAGAGCUUCGGUGGUGUAACACAUGGGCCACCAGAGAAAAAGAUGGGCAUUAAGGCCUCCAACACGGCAGAAGUUUACUUCGACAAUGUUCGUGUGCCGGCCGACUGUGUGCUGGGCGAGAUAGGUGGCGGCUUCAAGGUUGCUAUGAACAUCCUCAACAACGGCCGAUUCGGUAUGGCAGCUGCCCUCUCUGGCACCAUGAAAGGAGCCAUCAACAAAGCGGUGGACCAUGCAACCAACAGAACUCAGUUUGGAAACAAGAUCCACACCUAUGGGACCAUCCAGGAGAAGCUUGCCCGUAUGACCAUGCUGCAAUACGUCACAGAGUCUCUGGCCUACAUGAUCAGUGGCAACAUGGACAGUGGAGCAACUGAGUUCCAGAUCGAAGCUGCCAUCAGCAAGAUCUUUGCCUCUGAAGCAGCUUGGACUGUGACUGACGAGUGUAUUCAGGUCAUGGGCGGCAUGGGCUACAUGAAGGACUCUGGAGUGGAGCGAGUGAUGAGGGAUCUGAGAAUUUUUCGCAUCUUUGAGGGCACCAACGAUAUUCUCAGGCUUUUUGUGGCCCUCAAUGGCUUCCAGAAUGCUGGCAACCAAUUGAAGAGCUUGCAAAAAGCAAUAAAGAACCCACUCGGCAAUGCUGGGCUCCUGGCAGGAGAGCUUACCAAGAGAGCUAAAAGGAAGGCAGGCAUGAGCACGGGCUUGACACUUCAAGGGACCGUCCACCCUGAAUUGGCUCAUAGUGGUGAACUGGCCGUGAAAGCGAUUGAACAAUUUGGCAUGGUCAUUGAGGAGCUUCUUAUCAAACAUGGCAAGAAGAUUAUUGAUGAGCAGUUUGUAUUGCAGAGAGUUGCCGACUGUGCCAUUGACAUCUACACCAUGGUUGUUGUCCUUGCAAGGGCUUCACGCUCACUCAGUCAGGGUCACCCUUCAGCCCAACAUGAGAAGGUUUUGUGCGAGACCUGGUGUGUGGAGGCCCAUGAUAGACUCAUGCGGGACAUCAAGGCGCUGCGUUCCAACCAAUCCAGGCAUCUCUUCAAGAAUUUGCGGGCCAUUUCCACGGCGGUGGUGGAGAACGGCGGAACGGUGGCGCCUCACCCGCUGGGUUUCUAAACACUCUUCUCCGAUUGUGUCUUUUUUUUUUUUUUUUUUUCUUUUCACCCGCCGGAUCUUCGAGCAACAUAUCACGAAACCUGUGGCUGUGGCACCCCGCCAUCAGUAUGAAGGGAUAGUUCGGAUUUUUUGACAUGAAGUUGUAUGACACCUCCAUCAGCAGUGUAGUCAAUCAGCAAUGACUUACCUCCCACUUGGUCCCGUACACAACAAAGAGAAAGUAAAGCAGAGCGAUUUGUGAGGUCUGAUUUUUUUCGAGGACCAACUAACCGGAACUAAUUUUCUCAUCACCAAAAUCCUACAAGAACUGGGCUCACGGGACAAAGUGUGGUGUAAGUCCCUGUUGAUGGACUACACUGCUAAGGGGGAUGUCAUACAACUUAAUGUAAAAAAAUCCAACCUAUCCCUUUAAGCUGGUAAUGACGUUUUUCCUUCAGCGUGUUUAUGGAUGUGUUCAGGCUUGAUUGUUGUAUGUUACUGUUUGAAUACUAGAGAUGAACUUUAAGCCGUAAAAACCACAGAGUUUAGUCAAAAGCCGGUCAAAGAAAAACCGUGAACACCUCAUUUCAUAGAUGUUGGAGAGCAAAUGUCUUCAUGAUAUGAUUCUUUGCAGCCUUCCUGUUUGUGCUGAACAUUGAACCUGUUGAAAGGGAGUGAAGUGUCAUUUUAGAGCAAAUAUAUCCUAGGUGAUUUUUCUUUGUACUGCAUUUAAAAUGUGUUGAAAUACUGGUACGGGAUGUAAAUGUUUUCAGUGCUGCAAUUGCAUGUUGCAUAAUUAUGGAACAUAUGACCACGAAUAGAGGACUACUGUACUGCCUUGGCCAACACCUAAAACCUGUAUUUAACCCCCCAUCCCCAUGACAACAAAAGCAAAUCAGCCAGUCUGAUUUAUUGCAUCAUUUUUAGCAAGGAGGGAUUUUUUUUUUUUCUACUAAAAUUGUUUUGCUGUAACAAAGCAGUUGACAACUCUUAUCAAUAAAGCUGCCUUAGCACAAAUGCG